This is a messenger RNA of Saccoglossus kowalevskii, 2443 nucleotides long. RefSeq lists its product as uncharacterized. NCBI's taxonomy places the organism in Eukaryota, Metazoa, Hemichordata, Enteropneusta, Harrimaniidae. The record is from RefSeq and is a predicted model, not a curated record.
CUUCAAUAUGGCGGCUAUUAUAAAAUACUUUGUUUUCCUGGGAAGUUUAAUCACAUAUAUUUGUAGUUUUCACUUUUAAUGACAUUCGUAAGGACACGUGCUGUUACGGAAAUUGGAAUUCAGUGAAAGGCUUGACAUCUUCCUCCUUGUUUUUGAGUCGACAACGAUACUUGCGAAAAUUACGAUUGCAUGUCAAAACUUGCUAGAACUUGUGCAUUUAAAAUUGUUGUGAAUCAGACAAGCACACGCUAUAGAAGCUCAUAAUGGCGUAUUCACCUCUACCCAGUGUAAAUCAGAUGAUGAUAUUUUGUAAUGAUGCAGUAGAAGUGACAUAUUCUGAUGGAUCUCAGCUCCAGUUGUCACCAUGUGGGACUGUGUUCAUUCAUGAGAAAAAACCAACCAGUCAUCCUUUGCAGCAGUUACAUAGAGUACAGCAGCGGACACAGUUUGUAACAAGUGAGUUCAAAGGAAAAAUCCAGGAAGCAUUGGAAUUUCGAAAUCACUUUGCAGAGAAACCAUUUAUUUGCCCAGCUCUGAUUAAUACACAGGAUAUAGUGACCAUGCCUACGAACAUCAAGCAGGUGCGAUGGGUGAAACAACCAAAUCAAGAAUACGUAAAACUACAUAAAGAUGGAUCUGUAUCUGUAACAUCAUUGGAUAAAUAUGCCAGCUUAAUACUGGCUCCACACAAACAAGAAUUCAGUGUUAAAUACAUAGCAGAGGUCAGUCAACAUUUGGAUAGAAAGCUGGAACCCAGGAAGAAUGCUACUUCCCCUUUAGACAACUUGGAUCAUGGUGGCAGCUUUACUGUGUUACUCAAUCAACAGCAUCCCACCACUCCCUGUGAUGAUGAAAUGAAUGCUGCAAUAGAAGGAAAACAUGGCACGUCUUGCACAUUUAUUGUGAGUCGUCACUCUUUGGUCGACUAUCCUGACUGCUGGGAACACCCUUUAAACUUAGCCAUAUCGGUUUCUGGUGGUCAAGGUAACAUAGAUAAAGUCCAUAGUGACAACACAAAAAAAAACAAAGAUAGUGUUAUUAGAGAGAAAACGGGUGAUGUUAUAAAAUGCUUACUGCCAAAUUCACUGCCAAUACGCUGUCCAGCAUCACAUUUGCAUAAUUGGAAUAAAACCAGUAAUGGUGUCGACACGGCAGAACCCUAUAAUGUGCGUCAAGAAAAACUGAAAGUUAUCUGGACAGAAAAUGUUGUUUAUAGGUUAUGCUGGGGAAGCAAGCCAUGUGUAGAGUUGUUGCCAGGGGAUGCUUCUAUCAUCAAGUCUAAAGGUCCUACUGGAUGUUUCUUUACACAUUGCUGGUAUAACAAUGAUAAGAUUGAAGAGAGAGUGUAUUCAGUGGACAAUCCCCCUCCAGAUAUGACUACACAGAUCUAUUCUGUAAGGAGACUCAUCACUAAAGCAGCAAGAAUAUUUCAACAAAUGGUACAACAUGAUAGUUAUUUAUUGGACUCUGAAAUAAACUGUUGUUGGAAGGUGAAACCUACUUCAAUGCAACCAUCUAUGCCGACAACAUCCGCCAUACUUGAACAAUGUUGUGUGGAUAAUCUUGGUAAAUUUACUGCCCACACUAAUGGCAGAGUUCAUAUUGUGUUUAAAGACAGGACUAUGUUAGACAUGAGGUGGGAUUUUAGUAGUCGACUAAAGAAGAUGUAUCUUGAUAAGGAUGAUCAGGAGGACAACAGUGAAAAUAGACCACCGUAUAUUGACAAUGAUCAGACAAUUCCUGCGGGAGCAUGCCGUCUUCUACUUUCUAAUGGGCAAUAUCAGAUUGUUAAUUUACAUCAAUCACAGGGAUUCACCAAAUAUGUAUCUCUGGCAAUGGAAUGGGUAACCUGGGUAAACAGCUCACCAAAUGAACGAAUGAAUUUCUAUGAGGGAAGGGAUAAGGACUUCACAAGCAGCAGGUCUGUGGCUGCGGAAUUACAGAAGAUCAAGUGUUUUAAUUAUUUGUUGGAGAAUUGCAGUGCCAACACCAACACCUGUCAACAGUCAGUAAUGAGCAAUCACAGUGGACCGGGAAUGGUACAAGAUGUGCUGAAGAGAACGUCACAGACAAUAAAUGAUAUCAAUGCACUUUUAGACAAAUCCUAACUGUGCUAAUAGGGUGAUGUGAUUGGAACAAAGUCUUGCACCUUCAACACAUUGUCAUGUGAUGCACUAUUUUCUCUCUCACCCUCAGUACUUUUACCACUCUUGAUCAUGUAACAAAUUGUUAAUUAGUAAUUCAUAAUUUUAAGGUGAAAAAGUUGGGUUUCAACUAUGACUUUAUUAUUGGGAGUCAGUAUGUAUAACCCCUUUGGGUAGACAUUUGAUGUAUGCAUUCUCACUGCCAUUGUUUGUACAAUAAAGAUAAAUCUGACAACUAAUUUAAAAUUAAAAAUACUAAUGAUAGAUGUAUUUAUUAAGCAAUAAAUAAAAACCCACAA